AUGACUAUAUUCGAAGGUUUGCUGAAUAAAUGGACAAACAUUCUCAAAGGUUGGCAAACUCGUUAUUGUGUGCUCGAUCCUACUCAAGGAACGCUUGUUUACUAUACAUCGAGAGAAAAUGUCCGUAAAGGUGAACGACGUGGUGUGAUUCUAUUGAAGGGAGCACACAUAGGUAUUGACGUCGAAGACGACACGACAUUUACGAUUCGAUCUUACGGUAAAACAUUCCAUUUUCAAGCCCGUGAUAUUGAAGAAAGACGAAAAUGGCUAUGUAAUCUCGAAGACACUAUUAGUUUUAAUACUAUUAAUACUGAUAGAUUAUCAUCUGUAAACACAACACUUUUUCAAAAGAGAAUCCUAGAAGCUGAUGGGAUCUUACAAAUAUUAAUUGACCGAGUAGAGGAAUUAGAAGAAAUCAGUAGUCAACGCCGAGCUGACGGAAAAGAAAACUGCUAUGAACAUAUCAUUCUGUCCUCUCGAAGGUUAAUCGAAUCUGUUAAACACUCCAUCGUCUCACUUCAGUUAGCAAAAUUUUUCUCUCCAUCAUCCGUACAAUAUUCUUUGACGAACGAAGAACUUCUACUUUCGAAACAUAUGGAUCCGCAGACGGAAACUUUUCUGCCACCCAUGAACGGUGAUGAUAAAAUUACUGCAGACAACAAUAUUUCCCUUGAAGCCUUGAAUAUCCAAGACGCUGUAGAAAACACUGCAAAAGCUCCCACUCUAGCUGAUUCUGGCAGUGAUAAUGACGACGACGAUGACGACGAAUUUGAAGAUGCCAAUGAUACAAUAGAAAUAUCUACAUGUUCGCCGCUCUCUACUGAACAAGAUGAAACACCUACUGCUGAAACUAAUUCAAACAUCACGUUUGAGCAAUAUGAAGCAGCGUAUGAGGAAGCACCCGAAGACGAUGUUGCACCAAACGAUGGAACUAUUAUCAAGCAUAUCAUUUCUCAGUGUAGUUUAUUUAUGGAUUUAACUAAAAUAACAUUACCAACAUUUAUUCUUGAGCGACGGUCUUUUCUAGAGAUGCUCGCUGAUUUUCUUGCACAUCCAGAUGAAUUUGCCAAUAUUACAGACUAUCCUACGCCACGUGAACGCUUUAUACAAGUUGUGAAAUGGUAUCUAUCCGCUUUCCACGCUGGACGAAAAAGUCCUGUUCCUAAAAAGCCAUACAAUCCAAUUCUUGGUGAAAUAUUUCAAUGCUCAUACGAUAUUGGUUUAUCAUCUUCUGAAUCAACAUUGACUAAAGAUGGUCCCGUUCCAUGGGCGUCGGAUCACAAUGUGACUUUCAUUGCUGAGCAAACAUCCCACCAUCCGCCAAUUGCAUCUUUUUAUGCUGAAUGUCCGGCAAAACGAAUCCAGCUCGACGGAUGCCUUUGGACCAAAUCGCAAUUUCUUGGUCUUUCUAUAGGUGUUCACAUGGUCGGUGAUGCAACUAUAACCUUACUUGAUCAUGACGAACGUUACGUAUUAACAUUUCCAAGUGCUUACGGCCGUAACAUUCUUCUUGUGCCUUGGUUUGAAAUGGGCGGCAAAGUGUUGAUUACUUGUGAGAAAACCGGCUACUCAGCAAAUAUUGAAUUCUUAACGAAACCAUUCUAUAACGAAAAGAAGCAUAAAAUAACUGCCACUCUGUUUGGUCCAGAUAAAAAAGAGUUUUGUAAGAUCGAUGGUGAAUGGAACGGUGUCAUGAACGCGAAAUAUAGCGAAGCAAAAGCGGCAGAAGUUUUCUUCGAUACAAAAACGACACCGAUCAUCAAAAAGAUUAUUCGGCCAAUUGCUGAACAAGAUGAACACGAAAGUCGCCGUAUGUGGAAAGAUGUCACUUAUUAUUUAAAACACAAGCAAAUGGAUAAAGCUACGGCAGCGAAAUCGUUUCUGGAGCAACGUCAACGUGAAGACGCGAAGCAACGUGCUGCAGAAUCAGUUAAAUGGCAGACAAAAUAUUUCACUGAAUCAGGUGAACAAAAAUGGACUUAUGGAAAUAAACUAUCGAAACGCAUCCAAUCGCAAUCUUAA
Messenger RNA from Adineta ricciae, 2022 nucleotides. The record is from the annotation of a GenBank genome assembly. NCBI's taxonomy places the organism in Eukaryota, Metazoa, Rotifera, Eurotatoria, Adinetida, Adinetidae.